Molecule: messenger RNA, 1542 nt
Organism: Coffea eugenioides
Lineage: Eukaryota; Viridiplantae; Streptophyta; Magnoliopsida; Gentianales; Rubiaceae
Product: premnaspirodiene oxygenase-like
Exons: 3
Coding region: 1-1542 (513 amino acids)
Molecular function (GO): heme binding; iron ion binding; monooxygenase activity
Source: RefSeq, a predicted model, not a curated record
AUGGAAUAUCCCUUCAACUUCUUUGCUUUCUUUCUAUUGCUAUCCUUUGUUAUAGCUUUAGUCAAUCAAUGGAAGAGAUCCAAGACAGUCCAUAAGCUGCCACCAGGUCCAUGGAAGCUGCCAAUUGUUGGAAACAUGCAUCAACUGAUAGGUUCGCGACCACACUAUGCUCUCAGAAAAUUAGCUCAAAAACAUGGACCUCUGAUACACCUACAGCUAGGAGAAAUCUCAACAAUUGUCGUAUCAUCGCCACGUUUAGCAAAAGAGAUCAUGAAAACCCAUGAUCUGGCUUUUGCAAACAGGGCUGAAUUUUUGGCUUGCAAGAUUGUAUACUAUAACUGUUCAGACAUUGUCUGCGCCCCAUAUGGUGAGUACUGGAGAAUGCGUAAAAUCUGCACUCUGGAACUCCUCAGUACGAAAAAUGUCCGAUCUUUUGGUUCUAUCAGGCUAGAUGAGGCUAAGCAUCUCAUUUCAUCGAUUCAGGCUCAGGCUGCAGCUGGAGAAUUGAUCAAUUUAACAGAACAUCUUUCCACGUACACAAGUUCUAUGGUUUUGACAGCAGCAUUCGGGAAAGUAAGCAAAGUUCACCAAAUGACAUUCUUGCGGCUUCUAAAGGAAUCACUGCCUAUUUCAAGUGCUUUUGAGGUUUCUGAUCUGUUUCCUUCAUACCGGAUACUUCAUCCGUUAAGUAAAGUUAAGCCUAAGUUGAUGAAGGUGUACCAAAGAAUUGAUAAAAUUUUUGAUAUAAUAAUUGCUGAGCAUGUUGAGAACCUAAAAAGAACAAAAAGGGGCAUGGGCGAGUCUGGGAAUGAAGAUCUAGUUGAUGUUCUAUUAAGAGUUAAAGAAAGUGGAGACCUUACCUUUCCGGUUACCAACAAUAAUAUCAAAGCUGUUCUGAUGGAUAUAUUCACAGGUGGGACUGAAACUUCAUCCACGACGGUGGAAUGGGCGAUGUCUGAGAUGAUUAGGAAUCCAAAUGUGAUGGCCAAGGCACAGAAUGAAAUAAGGAAAGCUUUCAUGGGAAUGAAAACAAUUGAAGAAACUGAUGUUGAGAACUUGCCAUACCUAAAAUUAGUGAUAAAAGAAACUCUUAGGUUACAUCCGCCUAUUCCUUUAUUGGUUCCCAGAGAAUGCAGGGAGGAAUGUGAAAUUGAUGGAUAUGUCAUCCCAAUUAAAACACGAGUUAUGAUCAAUGCUUGGGCAAUUGGAAGGGACCCCAAGUAUUGGGAUGAUGCGGAGAGUUUUAAACCUGAGAGAUACGAGAACAGUCCUGUUGAUUUCACUGGAAACAACUUUGAGUAUCUCCCAUUUGGAGCAGGAAGGAGGAUUUGUCCCGUAAUUUCUUUUGGUUUAGCGAAUGUUGAGCUCCCUUUAGCUCUUCUGCUCUACCACUUUGACUGGAAACUCCCCAUUGGCCUCAACUACGACGACUUAGACAUGACAGAGACUAUUGCGGUAACCGCAUCAAGGGAAAAUAACCUUCUCUUGUUAGCCACCAUGUGUGAUCCUGAUCUAGAACUCCAACCUCCAAAGGAAUAUUGA